Messenger RNA from Tupaia belangeri chinensis (Chinese tree shrew), 1616 nucleotides. It is a transcript of the gene MAF1, whose product is annotated as MAF1 negative regulator of RNA polymerase III. The coding region runs from base 389 to 1159 and encodes 256 amino acids. Gene Ontology annotation, biological process: negative regulation of transcription by RNA polymerase III. Gene Ontology annotation, molecular function: RNA polymerase III core binding. The transcript is spliced from 8 exons. The record is from RefSeq and is a predicted model, not a curated record. NCBI's taxonomy places the organism in Eukaryota, Metazoa, Chordata, Mammalia, Scandentia, Tupaiidae. Gene Ontology annotation, cellular component: nucleus.
GUGGGGCCGACUCCGAGGACGCUUGUUAUUGUCCGGCCAGGGGAGGCGGAGGUCGCUGGUUCGCACGCUCGCUCGCUCGCCAAGGCGGUCCGUGGCGGUCGGCGGCAGGUCGGUCGCGAGAGCGGACGCUGUGCAGGGGGCGAGGCUAUGUCGCGGCGGCAGCCGGGGUGGGCCAGCAGGGCCGGGAAUAACGGGACGUCGCGGCGGAGCUUCUUCCCCCGGAUACAGCGCGGUCCGAGCGGAGGCCGCGGCGCCGCCCUUCGGUCCUGAGGAGCCCGCGCGGCGCGAAGCCCGUCCCACCUUCACACCAGCACUGACGCUAGUCGGGCCGGCCGGGCCCGGCCCAGUCUAGUCCAAGCAGGCUGCACAGAGCUCCUUCCCUAAGGACAUGAAGCUGUUGGAGAACUCCAGCUUCGAGGCCAUCAACUCACAGCUAACUGUGGAGACUGGAGAUGCGCACAUUAUUGGCAGGAUCGAGAGCUACUCUUGUAAGAUGGCAGGAGACGACAAACACAUGUUCAAGCAGUUCUGCCAGGAGGGCCGGCCCCACGUGCUGGAAGCACUGUCCCCACCCCAGACCUCAGGCCUCAGCCCCAGCAGACUGAGCAAGAGCCAUGCUGGUGAGGACGAGGGCCCCCUCAGCGACAAGUGCAGCCGCAAGACCCUUUUCUACCUGAUCGCCACACUCAACGAAUCCUUCCGGCCAGACUACGACUUCAGCAGAGCUCGCAGCCACGAGUUCAGCCGCGAGCCCAGCCUCAGCUGGGUGGUGAAUGCAGUCAACUGCAGUCUCUUCUCAGCUGUGCGGGAAGACUUCAGGGCCUUGAAGCCACAGCUGUGGAAUGCAGUGGACGAGGAGAUCUGCCUGGCCGAGUGCGACAUCUACAGCUAUAACCCAGACCUGGACUCGGACCCCUUUGGGGAAGAUGGCAGUCUCUGGUCUUUCAACUACUUCUUCUACAAUAAGCGACUCAAGCGUAUUGUCUUCUGGAGCUGCCGCUCCAUCAGUGGCUCCACUUACACACCCUCCGAGGGAGGCCGCGAGCUAGACAUGGAGCUGGAGGAGGAGGUGGAGGAAGAGAGUGGCAGUGGAGGCAGUGAAGGCCCUGAGGAGGCCAGCACUCUGGAGGAGGACAGGGUCCCGGUGAUCUGUAUGUGACGGGAGGAGUGGAGCCCACCCUCAUCCAGCUUCAUCCAGUGCCUGGACCCGCCCACCUGAGGGCCCCAGCGCCACCCCAGCUGCUGGCCAGACCCUGGCGCUGUCAAAGGCCACACCCACCUAGCUCUUUGGCUCUAGCCUGUGGAUGUCCACUCACCCACGGCCUCCUGCUAUCCGUGCUGUGACGGUCUGGAUGGCCUAACUUGCUAGGAGGAGUCACCGCCCACCCCAGAGCUGCUGCAGCAGGGCCGCUGGGCCGCAGAGUUUAUUUUUAUAUUCCGUCCUGGGCCAGCACACUCCUGCCCAAAGGGCGAUGGCCAGAGACCCUAUGAACAGACCCCAGCAGUGAUGGCCCUGGCCUGGGGCUGCCCUGGCCCCUACCUGUACCAGUCAGGAUGCGCAAUGAGUGUCCCUUUGCUGCAGCUCAUUUGUUUCCAAUAAAAGUUUGUUGACUUGG